This is a messenger RNA of Amyelois transitella, 5105 nucleotides long. It is a transcript of the gene Fas2, whose product is annotated as fasciclin-2. Gene Ontology annotation, biological process: homophilic cell-cell adhesion; synapse organization. The record is from RefSeq and is a predicted model, not a curated record. Gene Ontology annotation, molecular function: axon guidance receptor activity; protein binding. The coding region runs from base 367 to 2976 and encodes 869 amino acids. The transcript is spliced from 16 exons. Lineage: Eukaryota; Metazoa; Arthropoda; Insecta; Lepidoptera; Pyralidae. Gene Ontology annotation, cellular component: axon; plasma membrane; neuronal cell body.
CGCCUCGUUAGGGUUGGACGUGUGUAGCUCGCGUCGCGCACCGGUGCAUACUACACGAAACAAGUUUAUUCUUUCACAUUCCGGUGAUUUCUUUCCAAUGAGAAUAAUAUAAACAUACAUCACAAUGUGUCUGGCUGGUUCACUAAUAAAAACAUUUUUGGUGCAAAAUUCUUUGCACUAAGGACAAUUCUUGUGCAAUUUGUGAUUACUUUAUUAUCUUUAUCAGACGAUAGAGUACGCGAAGGUGUGACAAAUACGCGAGUGAAUUUGUUUGUUUUUAAACAAGAGACACGUUCGUUGAAGUAGCUAAGUUUGAAAGGUUGUUUUUAUUUCAAAAGGACGCAUUGCGUGUUGAACAGAGACAAGAUGAGGUCUCAACGGGGAAGAGCGACAGGUGUGGCGGCGUUGGUGGUUUUGUUGGCGACUGUUACAGGAUGCGCAGCACAGAACCUUCGAAUAUUUCCUAUGCAGAAGGUGCAAACUGUGGCUAUCGGGAAAUCUGUAGUGCUGACUUGUCAGGUAGAUGGCACAGAUCCGGCACUUAGCACGCAGCCACAGUGGAAAGACCCUAAGGGACUGGUUAUCAAUGAGGCAUCGCCCGGAACUAGGCCAGAGAUCUACACGGAGUCGAUGCCAGCGAGACAGCAGCAACUGCUGUACAUCUCCUCCAUCACGCCAGCGAUGGCCGGCAACUACACCUGCGUCUCCAGCUAUACCAACAUCGCUCUCAGCGCCAGCGUCAUUUUGGAAACUUACGUCGCUAUCACUUGGACCAACGCCAACGAGAACCAGUUUGCGACAAAAGGAAAGGAUUUCAAAGUAAUGUGCGAAGUAACCGCCGAACCCUCCCCGUCUAUAGAUUGGUUCAAAGAGGGAACUCCUAUUUCAACUGAUGACAGAUAUGUAAUUCAUACAAACGGCCUACAAAUCAAAAACGUUCAGGAAAGCGAUGAUGGCACUUACACAUGCCGAGCGGUCGUCAUCAAAACUGGUGAACUCGCUGAGAGACACAUCAAACUUGAGGUCUAUACUGCACCAGAAAUGGAAGAUCGCGAUCCACGAGUAGUAUUAAAGGAAGGCGAAUCAGCUUCUAUCAGUUGCAAAGCGAGAGGGAAACCUCCACCAACAUAUACUUGGAUUAAGGCCAGUACUCGAGAGAAUUUGGCGUCAACGUCAAGGUUCAGCGUGAAUGAAAUUAAAGGUCUUCUAACAUUCGACCGCGUCGAAGCUGGUGACUACGGAAAGUACAUUUGUAGUGCCGUCAACCAAGCGGGUCAGAACGAGACAGAAAUAGAAGUAGAGGUUCUUGUCCCUCCUAAAAUCUUCGAGUUCUUCAACAUCACUGCUCCUGAAAAGUCGGAAACGAGAUUAGAGUGUAAGGCGACAGGAAGACCGGCGCCAAGAUUGAGUUUCAGGAAGCUUUCUAAUCAAGAUAGGUUCUUAAGUGGAGCUAAUGAUGAUGGAAGAAUCACAGUUGAAACAAGCAGUCGACAAACUGGAGAUCAGAUGCAAUCAAGUGCAGUUAUCACCAUAUCCAAUCUGAAUAGGACAGAUGAUGGCUUGUAUGAGUGUAUCGCUGAAAAUGACGGAGGUGAAGCUAGAAAGAAUGGACAUCUGACGGUACAAUUCCAACCGACAUUCGAAAACAUGCCAAAUUCACCGAUAUGGAGUUGGAACGGUCUGCCUGUGAACAUAAGCUGUGUCGCUGAAAGUAUUCCGAAUGCAACCAUCAAAUGGAGGUUCCUUGACAGAGAUUUAGUGGAGUCACCUCAAGUCAAAAUUUAUGGUUCAGGUCCUUACAGUUAUGUCACCAUUCAGCCCACAGACCGAGCUCUCUAUGGUGUCUAUAAAUGCAUUGCUACUAACACACUCGGUGAAGCUGAACACAUUAUUCAGCUUAGAGAAGCUUUUCCUCCACGGCAAAUUGAUCAGGUACGGCAAGAAACAAUAACUGCUACUUCUGUAUCUUUUAAUAUCAUUGGACCGGCAGAAGAUAUGGGCCCACCGAUCCUAGCAUAUACUGCCCAAUACAAGGAAAAUACUAAUUUUGAUUGGAAUCUUGCAAUGAAUAGAACAUGGUCUGUGAACUCCCCAUAUAUUGUGGAAAAUUUGAGACCUAUGUUUACUUACGACUUUAGAUUCGCUGCAGUUAAUCAGGUUGGGGCUGGAGUUUGGGGAGCUCCUUUGACUGUCAUUAUGCCUAGGAGAUCAGCACCUGAACAGCCUAAAUGGAGAGAGAAUAUCAGUUCAGAAUCUCUUAUUCGGGGCAUGUAUGCCGACAAGUACGAACUGAAAUGGAAAGUACCUGCUAACAAUGGUGAACCCAUCGAUAUGUAUGAAAUCAGUUACUGCCCUGUCUUAAAAGUUAGCGGAGAAUGGAGAGUCGCUUCUGAAUCUCAAUGUGUGGUGGAAAAACUAACCUCUUUCGAAGAUAUUAGCUACGAAGUGAGGGGACUCAUGCCCGAUACCCGCUAUCGUAUCUCAGUCAGGGCUCACAACAUUCUCGGGUACUCCAUACCAGCGCAGUUGUACGUCCAUACCGCUCUUGGAGUACAAACUUCAGGAUUCGCUCCACCUCAACUCCUAUCGAGCGGUGCCAUCAUAGGAAUUGCCUUAACUGGUGUAUUCAUCUGCUUGCUCAUAGUAGACUUGCUCCUGUUAUGCUUCAGGCGUCAGGGCGUCAUUGCCACGAUUUGUGGUAAAAGGUCUAAGAAACACGAAGAGGAUGAAGCAAAACUUGGCAGUCUGUACGGUUGGCGCUUCCCGCUCCCUUAUUGCAGCACGAAGCCGCGCGCGCCGCCUUCCCCCGCGCCCCUGCCGCCACCCGUGAAGCUCGUGCCAACACCAACGGAUGAAAAGGAGCCUUUGAGAGACGGGGACGAUGCUAUCAAGAGAAAUUCUUCGGUAGAAUUCGAUGGACACCGCGUUUAUGCCACGAGCGGAGGAACUAUUAUAGGCAAAAAUUCUGCGGUAUAAGAUGGAUCAAAAGGAAAAGCUUAGGGAAGACACGCUCUCAUUUUAGAAAUAAUCAAUGGAGACAUGACAAAUGACAAAAAUGUUAAACAUCAGUCCAGUAGUUAAUGAAGGUAUGGGCUUAAUUUGGAAACAGGGCAGGGAUAACAGAACAAUUUUGGAUCAGAUUUGUUACAGGUAUCAAUAUUUGUUUGUACUUUUGUAAGAUUAACUCAAACUAUAUGUACUUUCUUUAGUCUUGCAAAUAGAUUAAUAUGGACUGAUGAAUCUCGACCUGUUUUGUACUAAUAAGACUUGUAUCCGAAUGUGUCUUUUAUAGCUUAUGUGUGUGUGGAUGGCGCGACCAGUAUUUUAAACUGCCAAAAGAAGAAUGAUGUAACUAUGUAGUACUUUAUCAGCUUUACUUACUGUUGUUAGUUUUAUUUAAUUAUCAUAUUUCUUAAGAUUUGUAUUUUGAAUAGGGGCUAAAUGAAAUAUAUAAGAUUACUUGUAAGUAAUUAAAUAUAAUCUUGAAAUACAAAAAAAAUAAAAGAUUAAUAGUUAUGUUUUUAAUUUAUUGUAGUAUACACGCUGGCCGUGUGAAUGAGUCUCAAUUCAAAGACGUACAUUUAUAAAAAAAAUAAUAAUUAAAAACAUAUUUCCUGUACCCCCUAUUGAAACUUACAAUUUAAGCGCUUCUUGAAUUUUAUGGGUAUCGCAUUAAUAUUACUUAAUAGUUUUAAGAUAUACAAAUGUAUUAUUGCUAGCUUCGAGAGGUACAAAAUGUGCCUUCAAAUGAAUGUACCUACUUCUAAUGAGGGUAUAUAGGAUAAGGUUUUUGUAUAUACAUAUAUAAUAGUUAUUCCUAUUCACGCUCAUGUCACAAUAACCAAUUAGAUUUACCACCACGAUGAUAUAAAAUACAAUAAUCAUAAAAAAGUUUUGAUACUACAGAUUUAUUAUAGGUACUCAAUCGCUCAUGUUAAGUGAUCGAGUUUUAGAUAUAUUUAGUUAGACUUGAAACUUUAAAUAUUUUAUUCUUAUACACCGACCGCAAUUUUAUAGUUAUUUCAAAAAGAUCCAUCUUUAGUUUAGAUUUGUCACAUUUAGGAUAAUAUUCGUUAUAUAGUAUCCAUUAUGCUUAGGGUCUGUAAAUAGUAUAUUAGGGCUUUGUAAAUAUUAAUUUUCACUGAAAUAAAAUAUUAUGUGUUUCGCCCGGGAUCUUGUCAUCUUCAUUGACAUAAAUAAUAUUUCUUUACUCGUUCUGAAAACGGCAAAAAAGAAUAGAUUUUCUAAGUUUCCACGUCAAGUAUACCUAUGAAUUUGCUGACUUUUUGUACUUAUAUUCACGACUAUAUUUCUUCUCAUUAUUAUACUUUUAUAUGUUGUUAUUUGUAAGUAAAACAUAAAUUACUUGCUGCUCUAAAUGAGUAGUAUAAGGUAAAUUAUUUCAUAAUUCGACAUACAUUAUGAUGUAACCGAUUAGUUUAAUAAUCUGAAUGUGUAAUGUAUGCAGAAGUCAAACGAAACGUUUCUAUGAAAUAUGUUAUAUAAAUAAUCUGCUUCAUUUCAUGCUAUAUAAAGGAAAAAAAAACCUAUUAUACAUUUACCGCAUAAAUUCAUUUUGAAACUGCUUCCUAAAACGACUUAAUGAGGUAUUUAAAUUUCUAAGAAUUCCAUGAGGAGUAAUUCUACAAUUAAGCUGUUUUAUGAAUCUGACAGUCAGUAAAUUAGGUUUUAGGGACCGAUAUGUUUAGGACUUACCCUAUAUUUUAUUGAAAUAUAAGCCAUUACUGAUUUAAAUGCCUAUUGUUAUUUAUUUUUAAACAUAAUUCGUCAAUAGAUUAGUUAAUUUGAGUGUAGCACCUGGGACAUAUUUUUGUAAAUGAUUGAGUGAACAGAUCAUUUUUUUUUAUAUAUUUAAAUAAGUAUCAUAUUUUUUGUACCAUGUUUUUAUUAUUAUUCAGUUUUUUUAAAUCCAUCAUGAGUUGGACCAGUGUAUUUACGUUUACACAUGCACAAAACACGCCCAUGUAGCGACGAGGCUUCUGAUCUUGAUGUGAACGCUUGUGUUGUGGCAUGUAUUGUGUCAAUAUACGAUGUUGGAGGAAUAUAACAGCGCAUUUUUUACAAAAUAAAUGUCUCGGAAAAUA